Porites evermanni is the source of this 960-nucleotide messenger RNA. NCBI's taxonomy places the organism in Eukaryota, Metazoa, Cnidaria, Anthozoa, Scleractinia, Poritidae. The record is from the annotation of a GenBank genome assembly.
AUGUUUCCAGAAGUGCGUGCGGUUUCGCCCAUAGAAAUAACAAAUGAAAUGCAGUUGAAUUUUGCCCUAAUGAUGAAAGAAAGAAAUGGAACCUUUCUGCUGCGUGAAGGUAAAUAUAACUUAAAGAAUUUCAUUGUCCUCACCAACCUUCAGGUGGUCGGUAUAGGACAGCGAGUCGUUUUAAAUUGUAUAGAAAGUUGUGUAUUGCACCAAUCAAAGUGCUAUUUUGAGAAUAUAGUCCUUCCAAAAGGUAGCAGUGGUAUCAUAUGCCAAGGAAAGGAUGCAGCUAUUCACUUGAACCAGUGUGAGUGUUCAGGAGGGUUUGUAAGUUGUGAGGAUACUCCAGAAUGCAACGGUGGACCAGGGUGCAUAGCAGCUUCUCUAGGAAAGCCGGUUUGUGACCGCACUGACAAAUUUGGGGUUCAAAGUUCCGAGUCGGGUGUGGCUGGCUCUCCUGGAAUUCAGAUUUCGAAUGGAAGCUUUGCUCUCAUUGAAAACUGUGUUAUUCAAAACUGCGGAGGUGGAGGUGCUCUUGUAGCUUGCGAAGGUUCUUACUUGGAGGUCAGAAAAUGCGAGAUUCACAGAAAUCAUCAAGCUGGUCUAGAAGCACGGGCAGGAGGUCAACUUUUUGCCUUUAAAAACAGGGUAUUUAAUAAUGGUUACCAUGGUAUUUUAAUUGGUCCGAAUGCAGGAGAAUGUGAUGUCAAUGAAAACAAAGUAUUUGAAAACGCAAAGGAGGGUAUUUUUGUCGGUCGCACCGAAGACAAGAUAGUUCUGAGAAACAACGACGUCCAUCACAACCGCCUUUUCGGUAUUUCUCUCCAGGAGGACCCUCUUUUGUUGGUCAGCAACAACAGAAUAUUCGAAAACGGAUUCUGGGGAAUUCAAGCCCAGUUACGAACUUCAGCGAAAAUAACCAGAAAUGACAUAUCUGGCAACAAAUGUGGUGGAAUUUACAUU